AUGAAUGAAUCAAGAAGAGUCAGAUUCGGUUUCUCAUUCGUCUUCUUCAUUAUCAUCUUGUUCUCUGAGGGAUUUUUACCGGUAUAUUCAGAUGGAGCGGAAAAUGAUGGUGUUGCGAAGAAAGAAGAGAAUCCGUCGCUUGUAAAGAUCAUAAGCGGGAUUUUCGGCAAGAAAUUUCCUCCGAGUUCUUGGGAAUUGAUUCAAGGUGUAAUGCAGAAGAUCCAGAUGAAGCUUUACCCUCCAAAUCUAAAUUUCAGAAGUAACAGCGACAAAAGCAACAGCGAGAAAGAAGGAGAAGAUAAAGCAGAGAAAGUGAAAGAGGCAGCGACAAGAAGUCUUGAAGUAAGCAAAGAAGCUAUAAAAGAGUCUGCAAAACUAGCAGGAGGUGUUGUAGGAGAAGUAGUUCAGAAAACAGCUGAGAAAGUUACCAAACAAACCUCACAUGAUGAAAUGUAA
Arabis nemorensis is the source of this 456-nucleotide messenger RNA. NCBI's taxonomy places the organism in Eukaryota, Viridiplantae, Streptophyta, Magnoliopsida, Brassicales, Brassicaceae. The record is from the annotation of a GenBank genome assembly.